AAUAACAAAGCAGUAGUGUGUCACUAAAGUGGAUAUACGUCUAGUUUAAGCUCGUCGAUGGUAAAGUGCUAAUUAGUCGCGUUUGGAGAACAUUUGUGCGAAGUUUCGGUGAAAUAGAGUGUUUAGUGAUAUUUUUUAAAAGAUGACAACCACACGCAAUGAAGAUGCUCUCGGUGACUCAUGGGUGGAGUACCCUGGCAUGUCCACCCCCGUGGAGAGGGUCCUGAGCCCUAUCAACACAGGCCACUCCAGCCCGGAGAGGAUGAUCCCGCUGCCCUUUGCAUCCGGAGAGGAGUACCUGCGGCUGCUACAUGAGGCUCAGCGCGAGAGCUACAGCGGAUCGUAUGUCAGCUCCAAGAAUGGCAGCCCAAAGUCUCCUCCUAACAGCCCGAAUACCGAACUUGCCAAUGAGGAUGAAAUCAAAGGAGUCUACAUCAACGAUACUUAUAAGGAUGGAGACUUUGUUGCUGUGGACCGUAACACUGAUUGGAUCUGGGAUUGGAGCAGCCGGCCUGACCAGACGCCGCCCAAGGACUGGAAGUUCAAGCAUCCCAAGAGGAGAACCUACAGUAUUCGUACAACUAAAGUUGGCAACAAUAGUUUAUUUUCAAAAGAGGUUCUGUACACGUUGCUGUUGACAAACGUACUGUCGCUUAUUCUUGGAACAGGAUUUGGGAUGUGGCUGAGUCGGCGAGGACUCAACCUGACUCCCAUCAGACUGGACUGAGACAACCAGCAUUUCUAUCACUUAACAUAUGCAUUAUAAUAAUCGUUUUAGUUUCUUACGUGUUAUUUUGAUAAUGAUUUGUUCGUUUGUAUAACUGGAAUAUGAAUAGUAGUUUAUUUUGAAGAGGAAACAUCGGUCUUGAAAAGGUUUUAGUUUUUAAUCCAAUCUUUUUUUGAAAAAUUAUUUGUGUGCAACAUCCAGAUAAAAAGUUUAGUCACAAAAAGAAGACUGGUUAUUUUAAGUUUAUACAGUGGUUAUGUUAUUUUUAUAAACGUGUCCAAUAAUGUUCGUAAAAACACAUUUAUUUUUAAUAUAAUUUCUGUGUUUUUGGAAAUUUUUGUGAGUACUUAUUCUGUAAUUUACAUAAUUGAUUUUACGUAAAACACAAAAGGCCGUAUUUUAUGUACCACUCUGUCAAAGUGUGGUAUACGUUUAAUAAACUUUAAUUUUGAUAAGAUUCAUUGUACUGGAUACCCUUCUACAUUGGUUCUACUAUUUUAGAAAAAAAUUUGCAUGGAAGUGAUUUGUAAAGAUGGUGUAGAGUUUUGGACUUUUUUCUUAAAAAAAAUGUCAGUAAAGGACAAAAAUGUGUCUCAGAAAAAAUACAGUUCAGGAAAUAUUUUUAAUUAUUUACAAAAAUGUAAAUAAACAUCUGGAGGUGGCACACACACCACACCUUGUUAACCAUACGAGUCAGAUAUAGCAUGAAUUCUUUUUAUUUAUAUUUUAGUAUUUUAUAUGCAUGUCAUUAUGAAUUAGUUUUAAAAUUUGGUUAAUUAUUAAAAUAUUCAGUCGAGAAUUACUCAAGUUUCUGCUUUUUUUAUUAAAAACUAUUGAAGUAUAUUUACAUCUUUCAAUUAACAACAUUGUAACAUUUUUCUUCAUAAUUAAUAAUGAAAUACUUACAUUUAUCGCUUGGCUCCUAAAAAUUAUAACAUUUAUAUCCCCCAAUAAAUACAAUUUUAUUCAAUACUACAAUUUAAUUGGAUGAUAAAAUAGAUCUUUAAAUACUUUCUCCAGAUAGAUGAAAAAAUAAUAACAAAAUUGGUUGCUCUAUGAAUGUUCCUGUAAAUUUACCCAAUAAUUCAACUGUCAGUCAUUAUUAUUAGUGAUUACCGGAGUGGAUUUAAAAAUGUGAUACUUUGAGACUUGUAUCUAUAUUUUGUCGAGUAAACACCUUUUUUACAACAUAAAAUAAAGAACUAUGUUCUGCUCAGUUUAAUUAAAAAUACUAUUUUAUGUAUUUAAAUCUUUUUGAAACAAAUUAUAUUUAAAUUAAUUUUUUAAGAUUAUUCAAUUAAGUGAAAGGUAUUCACUGGGGUGAUUUGUAUUGCUUUAUAAGUAGAAAUUACUUUCAGGGAACUUCUAAUUUUGUAAGCUGUGGCUAAGUUGUAUUGUUUUGGAAAUGUAAUGUUUGUCUGUGAUUCAAAAUUACAGUACAUGAUACAUUAAUUCUGUUUUGUUUUUAUUUUGUAUUACAGUUUUAAGAUUUAUUUGUUACUUGUUAAAAGAAAUUCUUUGAAUUCCGUUUCACUUGUUUGAGAUACCUUUUCACGAGAUACGUACUGUAAGGGGAAGUUAUUGUGAUAUGUAGCGCUGUAAUGUACGAUCGUCCUAUCUUGAAUCAAUAUAAUCAUCUUAGUCUUUUAUUACAGUUAACAUUUUCAUAGCUUGGCGAAUUCACUCAACAUUUCCAAUGUUUGUAAUCAACACUAGCACUAUUAUAGACUUAGAUCAUGUUUAGGUAGUCGUCUCCUCGUAUAAGUUAUUUGUGUACUUUCUUAUAAUCUCUUUAUAUAGAAAAUUUAUAUUCUUGUACUUUAGGAAACUGUCUAUUAAGACUGAACUGUCACUUUGAUCCUCAUAGUAAUUUUUUGGCACAAAAGCUGUGUAUUAGCCCACAAUAAAUCAUCAUACUGAAGUUGUCGGUGAGUGACUAAUAUAUACUAUAUAAUAUAUAUUACUAUAUAUAAUAUUAGUAUGUAUAAUAUAUGAAGAGUUGAUUAUCGGCUAAUAGAAUUAAGAUGGUUUGAUUUAGAAGACUUAAUUCAUUUAUAUUGUACAGUUUGUAUACCAAAAUAAAUUAUUUGUAUAUGGAUCAAA
This is a messenger RNA of Homalodisca vitripennis (glassy-winged sharpshooter), 2830 nucleotides long. RefSeq names its product BCL2/adenovirus E1B 19 kDa protein-interacting protein 3-like. Gene Ontology annotation, cellular component: mitochondrial outer membrane; nucleus; mitochondrial envelope. The coding region runs from base 143 to 727 and encodes 194 amino acids. Gene Ontology annotation, biological process: positive regulation of apoptotic process; mitochondrial outer membrane permeabilization. The transcript has 6 exons. Lineage: Eukaryota; Metazoa; Arthropoda; Insecta; Hemiptera; Cicadellidae. The record is from RefSeq and is a predicted model, not a curated record.